Molecule: messenger RNA, 875 nt
Organism: Carcharodon carcharias (great white shark)
Lineage: Eukaryota; Metazoa; Chordata; Chondrichthyes; Lamniformes; Lamnidae
Product: histone H2B 1/2-like
Exons: 2
Coding region: 1-645 (214 amino acids)
Cellular component (GO): nucleosome
Molecular function (GO): protein heterodimerization activity; DNA binding; structural constituent of chromatin
Source: RefSeq, a predicted model, not a curated record
AUGCUUGGCAUCUACAGCAACGAUGGCAGCAGUCUUAACCUGCAUGGCACCAAGAUGGGCUUCCAUGGCAAAAGCAUAAAUCUCAUGACUUCAGGCUCUGCUACCACUGCAGCAUUCGGACAUUGGGAGGCUUCAGCCUGUGCUGUAAUGGAAGCUGAGUCUCAGCCAUCAGAGUCUGGAAGAGGUUUCCUGAAACUGAAGGUGGUUGAUGAGAAGGAAGCAACUCCCAAGUCGGGAGCCACGAAAACCUUAAAGAAACCAUCAGCAAAUGCCGGGAAGAAGUGGCGAAGGUUGAGGAAGGAGAGUUAUUCCACCUACACCUACAAAGUGAUGAAGCAGGUUCAACCCGACACCAGCAUCUCCUCCGAGGCCAUGAGCAUCAUUAGCUUCUUCGUGAACAAUGCUGUCGAGCGCAUCACGGGUGAGACUUCCCGCCUGGCCCAUUACAACAAGCGCAGCACCAUCAGCUCCCAGGAGAUCCAGACCGUCAUGUGCCUGCUACUGCCCAGGGAACUGGCCAAGCUGGCCAUGUCCGAAGGGACUGAGGCGGCGACCAUGAACACCACUCCAAGCAAAACUCCAGAACGGACUGAAAAACAUCCAAGGCUUGUAACUUUCCAAUGUGACAACAGCUGCAGACAAUAGACCUAUUUUCAGAAGGCAUUGAAUACAAUGGUGAAGUGGGCAGAGGGGACAUGCCAUCUAACCAAAGCUGAUUCACUUUCACGUCUAAACAGUUUGUACCAAGCAGCUGAACUGGUUUAACUUGCCGCUUGUGGGAGGGUAGAAAAUCUCAAUCAAAAUCAAAUAAACAAUGGAGUUUAACCCACAAUUUUAAAGCUAGAGGGAGAUGUACUGCCAGCUGAGUUAUACUG